CUGAUUAAACCUUAAAUAAAGUUUAGUUCUUUAAAUUAAUACAAAAAUUCAUCAGAAAAAUCCACGAAAAAGUACAAAAACUGGAGAAAUUAAAAUGUAACAAAAGACCGACGGUCACUAAAUUAAAAAAUGCUUGAAGAUCCCUUGGAUGACGACACCCACAUUUGCAUCAAAUGCAACGCAACCAUCGUCGGUCUCGAUCAAUACAUUCGUCAUCGCAAAUCCAACUGCGCUUCUACUUCCAAUCAUCAAACCUCUCAACCAAAAAGUCCCGUAAAAGCUCCCGAAUAUUCGUUGCACGAUCACGCUUACGAUGGCGACAAAGACCAUCACUCCCCGAUGCACACUUUCGACUACGACUUGGGCGCCGAUUUCUUUUUCUCAUCUCUCGAACUCCAAAGUAGCACGAAAAAAGUCGCCGGAGGCAAAACUCUUCCGACUGGCGGAAAAUCCAUCAACCCUCGCGACAACAGUCCCACAGACAAACUUUUCAGCGCCGUGACUGUCGACGAUGCGAUCAAUCCAAAGCCGAUAAAUUACUUUGAUGAUGACGACGACGACGUUUCGCCAGAUGAGGAGCAAGAUGACACCGACCCCGAAGAAUAUGGCGGCGAUAUUCCGCCGAGAAAUUACACGGGUGGCAAAUGGAAGCCGGAAAAUCGCCCGAGUUCGACACUUUUUCGCGGAUGGGAACGAGCUUGGGACGACGAUCGCUUGGAAAAGUCCUUCGAUGAGAGUGUUUACGAUGAUGAGGCACCGCCGCCCGGGCAUACGAAGGGAAAAUGGGUGCCUGGAUCAAAAAUUACAAAAUUAGUUUACGAUAAACCCGAAGCAGUCCCUUUGUCGACGCAAUAUUGGUGCAACUCGUGUAACAGAGGACUUGCCUCGAAAAUCGUCUAUGAGCGUCAUUUGAAGUCAAAUUUGCAUUUGAAGAAAAUUCAAGAGGAAAAAGACUUGGAAACUGUCGUUUGUCCAAUUAUUGAGCGACCAGAGCGGAUUGGGAAGCGAAAUCCAAAGCCGAGCGUUUAUUCGAACGAAAAUUUGUUCGAAACUUCCACUUCGGAGGACAAACAAAAACGAAUUCGUCGAAAAUAUUUCACAAAUUGCGACAUUUGCAAGACUCGUCUCCCGAUAAAACUCUUGGGAAAACAUUUAAUUUCUCAUUAUCACUACCGCCGCAUGCAAUUGUGCCCCGAAAAGGCUUACGAAACAAUUUUAUCAAAUAUCGACAAAAUUGUCGUUCAAUCUCCGUUCCAAUGUGCUCCGUGUAAAUUUUACGCAAACACCCAGGAAAACUUUUUUCGACAUUGGACGACGAAAAAUCACGAAAUCCAAGCAAAUUCUGUCCCCGGGAAUUUUUUGUGUAAUUUUUGUAAAUUCGAAACGCCGGAAUUGCUCGAGAUGACGUCACAUUUGAGCGAUGAAGAACAUCAAGAAGUCGUCAAAGCCAUAAAUCGCUCGGUGCCGAUAAUUAUUCAGAAAUUUAGUCCCAUCGUGUGUGCGGGAGGUUGUGGUUUCAAGUGUCGUUUUAACAUCGAAAUGAAUAAACAUCGAAUGGAAUGUAAUGAAGAAGCUUCUCACGAAAAUCAAGUGAGAUGCGAAAAAUGUGAGAAAAAUUUCAAAACGAAAAAUGCUUUGGUGAAACAUUUGACGAGUGAACACAAAGAAACGGAGGUUAAAAAGUUCUUUUGCUCGAUUUGUAAGGAAAAUUUUGAGACGCCAGAGUUGGCGAGGAAACAUCGAAGGACGACGGAGCAUCGUGUGAAGUCAGCAAGACUGCGGGGAUUGGAUAAAGAUGGCGGAAUGAGUAAAAAAUGUGGGAUUUGUGGAGCGAAUGGUUUUAGUGAUGUGCUUGUACUUAAAGAGCAUAUUCGGGUUUCGCAUCCAGAAAUUAAGUACAGUUGUCCUCAUUGCGCUGCUAGUUUUGUACUUCCACAAGAACUUAGUCGUCACGUGCGUGAUAAAAAUUGUAACUUUUUCACAUCCAAUCAAUCGAGCAACGAAGUCGUCGCAGUGCCAAAUGUGAGAUCAGGUGCUCUUGUUGUUGCCUCAUCAUCAACUGCCACAAACAACAUUGAUGAUAUCGAAGCAGAGGACACAACGCCGCCCGAACAAUCAUAUUUUACGAUGACAGCAUCGAUGUCAGGCACGUCCUCCGAUAAUGGUAUUUAUGUUGAUGAAAUUGACGGUUCAAUCGGCAACUCCGCUUCUUCCGUCGUCAGCGUCGCCCAGCAACUGUGGAAAUGUAAAUUAUGUACUUUUGGCACGAAAAGUCGGGCCGAAUUUAUCCAUCAUAAAAUUCUCCAUAAUGUGCCAAAUGUGAAGCCGACAGACAAGCUGGAGUGUCCGUUCUGCAAGCGGCACUACGUGAAGGCAUCGUUGCGGUGUCAUCUGCGAAUUCACACGAACGAACGGCUUUACGGAUGUAAUCAGUGCUCGUGGAGCUUCAUACGUGCGGCAAAUCUGAAGGAACAUAUUAGGAAGGUGCAUGAGAGACCGUCGAGGGAUGAGGAGCAUUUGUUCACAUGUGACUUUUGCUCGAAGGAUUUUCGGUUAAAACACCUCCUUUCGGAACACAUUCUUUCCGUACAUCGUGUCACAACUGAUUGUCCAGCAACCUCAACCGUUAGUAAGAAAACUUACAAUUGUACUCAAUGUUCGUUUAUUGCAAAGACCAGUUCUGGCUUGAAUUCGCAUGUCAUGAACCAACAUGAGGAGUCGUUGCUGACCUUUGAAUGCAGCGUUGAAGGAUGUUCGUAUCAAGGAAAGUCACAAGGCUUGUUGAAACGGCACAUGGAAAUUCAUGAAGCUCCGAAACGGGUUUACAGUUGUACGAAAUGUGAUUUUGAAACAAGGCACUCGGGUCAUCUGAAGCGACAUUUGAAGGUGCAUGACACAAAUGAAGACAGAUUUUUGCAAUGUCCGCAUUGUGAUUAUCGGUGUAAUAUUAUGGAUAAUUUGAGAAAACAUGUGAUCAAGACAUCGAAACAUAUCGGAAGGUAUUUGUACGAAUGCAGUGAUUGUAAUACAGGGACAAAUUCAACGCAAGAGUUUAAGGAGCACUUAAGUAGUUAUCAUGGACAAUUGAAUGUUGAUUUGAGUGAUUAUUUCAUCAAUAAAGUUCAAUAUUAA
Messenger RNA from Culicoides brevitarsis, 3132 nucleotides. RefSeq names its product zinc finger protein Xfin-like. The record is from RefSeq and is a predicted model, not a curated record. Gene Ontology annotation, cellular component: chromosome. Bases 130 to 3132 code for a protein of 1000 amino acids. Gene Ontology annotation, biological process: regulation of transcription by RNA polymerase II. The transcript is spliced from 7 exons. Lineage: Eukaryota; Metazoa; Arthropoda; Insecta; Diptera; Ceratopogonidae. Gene Ontology annotation, molecular function: chromatin insulator sequence binding; zinc ion binding.